This is a messenger RNA of Aplysia californica (California sea hare), 860 nucleotides long. RefSeq names its product CD9 antigen. Gene Ontology annotation, cellular component: membrane. The record is from RefSeq and is a predicted model, not a curated record. Lineage: Eukaryota; Metazoa; Mollusca; Gastropoda; Aplysiida; Aplysiidae.
UUAUCGCUUCGCUACUUCCUACUUCCUCUCUGCAGCACUUGUGUCGUAUUGUGGUGUCGCUAGUUGUUGAAACGCUUCCACAGAGUUGAGAUUUGUAUCAGUGUGGAUUAAUAUCAAGUUUUGUGUCUUUUCCACUGCUUUGCUGUACUUGAAACUGGUUAGUGCAAGGCAUUUUCACGAAGUAUAACAGUUCUGAAGCCAGUUGUUGAUUCUUGUUUAGAGCACUGCCAACAACAAGUGAAAGGAAAAUGGCGCUCGGGAGCUGCUACACAUGCAUCAAGUAUCUUAUGUUCGCCUUCAACUUCAUAUUUUGGUUGUUAGGCUGCGCCAUCUUAGGUGUGGGAAUCUGGCUGAGGGUAGAUGAGGGAGCGGCAGAAUUCAUGCAUGAGUCCUCGAAGAUUGACAUGUUCUACACGUUAGCCUACGUUCUCAUGGCCAUUGGCUUCCUCAUCAUGCUCAUCGGCUUCCUGGGCUGCUGCGGAGCCAUCAGAGAGAGCCAAUGCAUGCUUGCUUUGUUCUUCAUGUUCCUCUUCGUCAUUUUUGCUACUUUGCUUGGAUUUGGAAUCUGGGCAGCUGUGGCAAAGUCCUCGUUCAAGGACAUGACAGCGGACAUGCUCAAGGAUGGCGUUGAGAACUACUACAAGGACGAAAAGUCUCAGACCUUCAUGGACUCGAUCCAGACUUACUUCGGCUGCUGCGGAGCGACGCUGGGCAACGAGGACUACAAGGUGGUCGAGGAUAUCCCCGGUACCUGCGACCCCGAUAAUUAUCGCAAGCCCUGCCAGAGCCAAUUCUACGAGUGGAUUGAGAGCAAGCUGGUGAUUGUGGCUGGUGUCGCCAUCGGAAUCGCCGUAGUCAUG